AUGUCUGAAGAUGUGAUAGAGUAUGAAAAAUUAAUUGAUAAGGAUAGCAUUUUAAGUAAAAAUGACUUAUUUAAUUUUUAUAAAAAAUUUAAUAGUGAUUGCGAAAAAUUUAAUCAUGAGGUCUUUUGUAAAAAUGAUUUAUAUAAUGAUGUGGCGAAAAAAAAUGUAAAAGAUAUUCUUAGAAAGCUAAUGAGAAAUGUGAAUAAACUAUCAGAGGACAACAGCGAAGAUUAUAAUAACAUUGAUAAAGGUAAUUAUAUUAAUAAACGUUGUAUAUAUUUAAAGUAUUGGUUGUAUGAUAUAAUAUUAGCUAAUAAAAUUGAUGAAUCUAAUAUUAGUAGGCUUUUCCAUGAAUUAUCCCAAAAUAAAGGCAAGGUUACUAGUAUAGAUAAAAAGUGCGAAUUUUAUGCUUUGAAAUCGAGAGAAAUUAAAGAUAUAAAAAAACUAUAUGAUUAUUUUGUAUACUUUGAUGGAUAUAAAUUUGUGAAAAAUAUUAUAAAUGAAAAAAUAUUCAAUAAUACAUAUCUCGAUUAUCUAAAAGGAGCUAUUGAUGUAUAUGAAAAAUCAGAAAUUGAGUGUUCUAAAAAUGAGAAUACGAGAGAAUAUUGUAGUGAAUUUGAUGAAUACAUUAAACGUUUCAUUGAUAAAAGUGUAUUAUACUCAUUAGCAGAAAAAAUUAGUAGCGAAGACGUAGUUACACUAAUAGAGAAAACACUUGAACCUAAGAGUUCAUUAUUAAAACCAUCUGUUCAAGGAGUUCUAGAAAAAAGGGUAACAACUAAAUAUUUUCUAAAGAAAAUAAUGAAAUAUAACAUUUAUAUUUUCUAUUAA
This is a messenger RNA of Plasmodium vivax (malaria parasite P. vivax), 831 nucleotides long. RefSeq names its product variable surface protein Vir21, putative. The record is from RefSeq and is a predicted model, not a curated record. NCBI's taxonomy places the organism in Eukaryota, Apicomplexa, Aconoidasida, Haemosporida, Plasmodiidae. Bases 1 to 831 code for a protein of 276 amino acids. The transcript has 2 exons.